CCGGACUCUCAGGUGCCAAACCUAAAAUAACUUUGCUAAGCCCUUCAAAUAUGUAUACAGAUUUAUGUGUCUAAUGUACGGCUUCUACUUGUAUUCUAAAAGAUUCCCCAAGGAAACGAGUUCACAGAAUUGCAGUAGUGAAUCUGCAGCCAGGACGGUUUUAUAGAGACUGGUGGCGGUUUUAUCUUCAAGGCUGCGGGAACAUGGAAAUAAUACAGCGCCAUAUCUUUCGCCAAGAUUUUCUUCGUUUAAUACACACACAUUCUCUCUCUCCAUCCAUCUCUUUCUCCUGCUUUAGAAUCUGUUCUCGUAAAGAAAUAAAGAAGGAAAGAAAAAAAAAAAGAAAUAAAUGUUACCAAAUUUCAGGAGAUUUUAUUACUACAGAUCUUAGUUUGUCCCACAGUUUAUCCUCAGACCCACUGUCAUCAUCGCUUGUUGUUGUGAACGUUUGAGUAACAGAAGACGAGAGCGAACAAAGUUUUGUGAGAGCUGGCUGAGUGGCUUAAAGGUGGUUCGGUGUUGCGACCGGAAUCAGACCUCUGACAACCACCAUCGACCGCUACUAAGGGAUCCAAAACUUGCAUCAACCCAAGUAACGCACCCCGCCGACACACCGGCUGAUAGACAGACCCCUUGAUUGCGUGGAAUCUCGGGAUUAGUCCCUGGAACUCACAAACACGCACAGACAGAUAAAGAAAGACAGAGAAAUGGACCGAGGACAGAGGAAAUAAAUUUUAAAAAAAAAAGACCAAGAGUAGAAAGAAACCAUCUUACACGAAGGCCACGGUGGAAGAUUAUGCGAGUGGGUGGAAUGAAACUGGAGGCUAAUUGAUCCCUGUGGAGGUCAACUGGAUGGUAAGGUUGGGCGACUUGUCGCUUGUGUGGUCGCUCCUCCAUCACAACCCGCGCGCCAUAUCGACCUCCAGCACCAGACCCUGACUGUCAUUUCCCUGAACGCGGGAGACAAAUCGCGGCCACGUAAUGGAACCGCCCGCGCAGCCUCAUCUCAACAGCCACGCGACAGUUCUGGGCGCUGGAAUGGGCGCUGCUGGCCAGCCUCCCAGAGAUGCCGGGUGGAUGCCGUGAGACGACACCCUGUGUUCUGGCGGGAAGUAAGUACUCAGUUGACUCGUGCGCUUCUUGUGCAUUUGUCGUAGACUUGAAAGUGAAUCGAACGGUUUGCCCUCAAUGGACAACCACAAGACAACAAAAGCAGACGACUGCGACAUCCCUGUGUCACACCAUCAGCACCAAGAAGGAUGGUCAAGCGACCGCGUGGAAGCAUCCUCGUCUCAACCCACCGCAAAAGAAGCGGCGUUACCUACCCCUGAACGUCCACGCCCAAAGUGACGACACCAUCAAGAACUCUCCCAACCCUCAAGAAUAUGCGAGAAAAGCUCCCCCAACCGCCAGUCGCUGCAACGACCCAGCCUUCCCGGCAUGCGUUCACAUGGCAGGACAGUAUGACAUCGGUUCCACUGUCCCCGGCCCUGCGGGUUCGCUUCCUACGAGGAUUUUCUCUUUCCGGACCUGCGGCUGCACGAUGACGUGGACAACGCACUCUUCUGUCAGCAGGGAGAUGAACAGCCGGCCAAAGGCAAAGAUCCACGAUCUGACGGUGAUGGCAGCAGUCGUCCGUGCCACUAUCCUCAGAUUGUCGUGAUGCACCCGACUAAAAUUCGCUGGCGAGAAUCCAGCCCUGUUGCCAGCACAACCUUUGCGUUCCUGGUUGGUCUGCUGACGACGGUCGUUUGUGCCUGGCCCUGUGGAAUCAUCGCUGUCAUCGCUGCUAAGAGGGCUAGAGAUAGCGUUGCCAUUGGAGACUUCACUAGGGCACGUCGGCUUGUGCAGAAUGCUCUCAUCUACAGCGCCCUGUCUCUCAUCUUCGGACUCAUCAUGUGGCUUGUCAUCUGCUGGCGCACUGAUGUCAUCGUUCACUCCGCCCUGCGCCACGGCAUCGCAGACUGCCACUGACUAGCAACCAUGGAAGACCAUCGAUCCCUUUAAAGCUUUACUGUUACACAAGCACACACACAGAGACUGAGAUACAAUGUGAGAUCGAUGAUCUGGUACCGAUCAAUUAAAGGAAAAAACUAUCUGAUUAAAAUAAAACGUUUCCGGCAAAGCCGACUUUUCCGGCGUAGCCACUGA
Messenger RNA from Pomacea canaliculata, 2151 nucleotides. RefSeq lists its product as uncharacterized. The transcript is spliced from 4 exons. NCBI's taxonomy places the organism in Eukaryota, Metazoa, Mollusca, Gastropoda, Architaenioglossa, Ampullariidae. The record is from RefSeq and is a predicted model, not a curated record. The coding region runs from base 1067 to 1663 and encodes 198 amino acids.